This is a messenger RNA of Knipowitschia caucasica, 1086 nucleotides long. The record is from the annotation of a GenBank genome assembly. Lineage: Eukaryota; Metazoa; Chordata; Actinopteri; Gobiiformes; Gobiidae.
AUGGAUGUUCUACCCAUGUGCAGCAUCUUUCAAGAACUUCAAAUAGUUCACGACACGGGCUAUUUUUCAGCCUUACCGUCUUUGGAGGAGUACUGGCAGCAGACAUGCUUGGAGUUGGAACGCUACCUUCAGAGUGAACCCUACGUGACCACAUCAGACCUGAAGUUUGAUGGACAGGAGGACCUCUGGAGCAAGUUGAUAUUGGCGUGUGGGGACAAGACCAAGGGCGAGUGCGACCCAAAGAUCCCCGUGAUGACUCAUGAUGAGGACAAUCAGGACAGCCCUCUGUUGGACAGCCACAGUGUGCACUCGGAUGCCAGCAGCGAGGCCUCAGACAGUUCGGAGGAGCUCUCACCUACACACAGCUUUAGCUCCAACCCGCUGGGCUCUGUGCUGGUCGGCUCUGGACCUUUUAGCCCGUCUGUCAUCAGCACGCCGCCCUCCUCUCCGGAGGCCCAUCUGGAGACCGGAGCCGUGUCACACGGCUGGAUGGGAGCACAUGGGGAGUUACACCUGCCGGUCAAAAUCAGGAGCGGCGGAAUGACCAAGGGGUCGGAUAAGAACGGACUCAUCUCUGAGGACACAUCUCCAGAUGUCAGGAGGAGGAUUCACAGGUGUCAGUUCAACGGCUGUCGCAAAGUUUACACAAAGAGCUCCCACCUCAAAGCACACCAGCGCACCCACACAGGUGAGAAACCCUACAGGUGUUCAUGGGAAGGAUGUGAGUGGCGUUUUGCACGGAGUGAUGAGUUGACCAGACACUUCAGGAAGCACACUGGGGCAAAGCCAUUUAAAUGCAGUCACUGUGACAGAUGUUUCUCCAGCCCCACGGGACCAGGAAGAGGAGUGUUGAGGGCCGUGGCGGGUCCAGGGCUGGCGCCAUGUUGCUGUGGACUGAAUGGGAUUCUGGGACGAGGAGCACUUGUGUUUCUGCCCUGUGGCAAUGUGAGGUCGGGCAGGAGGCGACCUGCCUGUGUGGCACCCAAACCGGUGGAGCGGGGUUCUUCUCCCACGUCUGCGGUCCUGGUCAGACCGGAUUUAGGGCAGCUCCGAUGCCCUUCAGGUCUCUGUCCCGUUGGACCCUGA